GGUCCACUGUUUAUGAACGAGGUGGGUCUACAUUUACUGUGUAAGCUACGGUUGAAAUUCCUACGCUAACCAACUUUAGCCAGGUUGCUAACAUGUAAUUAAGCGAGUGUGGUUAAACUGCAUCCAUGGUGCUAUUAUGGAUUUGAAUUGACAAGGGCUAUGCUGAUUCCGACACUGGAAUACCGAAAUAAUUGGUGUUUUCCUGUGCGUCUCGCCGUAACUACAACCAGAACAUGUCCAGUUAGCUAGAACGCGCCGAUUGGUGGAUAACGAACCUGGCAAGCUAGCCACUCUACCCGGGUUUGGACUGGGUCGAGGGGGUUUUGAACAGGUUUCAUCGCCGAGUGGACAACCGAGUCGGAUGCUGUGAUUACCAUGAGUCCCGCAGGCUGCCCCCAUGUCAACUGCUUCAAAGUGGACAACUGGAAGCAGAACCUGAGGGUUAUUUAUCAGUGUUUCGUAUGGAGCGGUUCAGCCGAGACCAGGAAACGCAAGGCCAAGUCAUGCAUCUGCCACAUGUGCGGCGCUCACCUGAGCAGACUCCACUCCUGCCUGUACUGUGUCUUCUUCGCCUGCUUUGCCAAAAAACACAUCCACGAGCAUGCCAAGAGCAAAAGGCAUAACCUAGCUAUUGACUUGCUGUAUGGGGGAAUUUACUGCUUCAUGUGCCAAGACUACAUAUACGACAAAGACAUGGAACAGAUUGCCAAAGAGGAACAAAGGAAAGCCUGGAAAAUGCAAGGCAUAGGUGAGAAGUACUCGACGUGGGAGCCCACCAAGAGAGAGCUGGAACUUCUUCGGCACAACCCCAAGAGGAGGAGAAUCACAUCCAACUGUACUAUUGAUGACAACGGGAAGAAAGCCAACAACCCAAACCAUUGCAACUGCAUUAUUGACCAAAUCUUCACAGGGGGCCUGCAAUCCGAUGUCACCUGUCAAGUCUGCCACGGUGUCUCAACAACCAUCGACCCGUUCUGGGACAUCAGCCUGGACCUGCCGGGUUCCUCCACCCCGUUCUGGCCGUUAAGUCCCGGCGGAGAUGGAUCGACACUAAACGGAGAGAGUCACACCAAUGGGGCCACAACACUGACAGACUGCCUACGAAGGUUCACUCGACCAGAGCACCUCGGCAGCAGCGCGAAGAUCAAGUGCAGCGGUUGCCACAGUUACCAGGAGUCUACCAAGCAACUGACCAUGAAAAAGUUGCCCAUUGUGGCCUGCUUUCACCUUAAAAGGUUUGAGCAUUCAGCCAAACUACGGAGGAAGAUCACAACAUACGUCUCUUUUCCUUUGGAGCUUGACAUGACACCUUUCAUGGCCUCAAGUAAGGAGAGCAGGAUGAACGGCCAGUACCAGCAGACUGUGGAACCCUUCAACAACGACAACAAAUACAGCCUGUUUGCAGUAGUCAACCACCAGGGGACACUAGAGAGCGGCCAUUACACCACCUUCAUCAGGCAGCAUAAAGACCACUGGUUCAAAUGUGAUGAUGCCAUCAUCACUAAGGCCAGCAUCGAGGCAGUGCUAGACAGCGAAGGGUACCUUUUAUUUUACCAUAAACAGUUCCUGGAGUACGAAUAGUGCACCCGAAACCCAUCACACAUGAGCCCUGAAGCACUACUGCAACUUGUACAACAUUUCCACUGGACUUCAAGACGCACAGGACGAUCUGCUCAAAGCAGUGUGGAUUGUGAACAUCCUAGCAUGAUCAUGUUCGGUCUGUGAGAAAUGGAAGGUUUGAACCCCCAGUUUAUGUUGGGGGAUGGUUUACUUGAUCACAAAUGCUGUUCUUUGCCGAUGUACUGCUCCGAGCACGCGAACAUCAACACUGCGACAAGCUGCUUCUAUUCAGAAUUAAGGCUCUUUGUUUUUUUCUUAAUGCAAAGGAAAUCACAAGCACACCAUGUGUCACGUACAGAGGUGUGGAAAAAAGUGUUUGCCCCCUUCCUGAGUUUUUUUUUUUUUUUUUUUUGCAUGUCUGACACGCUUACCGUAAAUGUUUCAGAUCAUCAAACAAUUUUAAAUACUAAUCACUGACAAAACAACUGAAUACAAAGCGCUGUUUUUAAAUGAAGCUUUUUAUUAUUAAGGGAGAAAAAAAUCCAAAGCUCCAUGGCCCUGUGUGAAAAAGUGAUAUCCUCCUGUUAAAACAUAACAUAACUGAGAUUAAUUGAGAUCUAUCAGUCUGGAAAAGGUUAUAAAGCCAUUUCUAAAGCUUUGGGACUCCAGCAAACCACAGUGAGAGCCAUUAUCCACAAAUGGCCAAAACAUGGAUCAGUGGUGAACCUUCCCAGGAGUGGCCGGCCAACCAAAAUUACCCCAAGUGCGCAGCGACGACUCAUCCAAGAGGUCACAAAAGACCCCACAACAACAUCCAAAGAACUGCAGGCCUCACUUGCCUCAGUUCAGGUCAGUGUUCAGGACUCCACCAUAAGAAAGACACUUGGCAAAAAUGGCCUGCAUGGCAGAGUUCCAAGAUGAAAGCCACUGCUGAACAAAAAGAACAUUAAGACUCGUCUCAAUUUUGCCAGAAAACAUCUUGAUGAUCCUCAAGACCUUUGGGAAAAUACUGGAAGGUGUGUGUCCCAUUAUGUCUGGCGUAAAGGUAACACCACAUUUCAGAAAAAGAACAUCACACCAACAGUAAAAUAUGGUGGUGGUAGUGUGAUGAUCUGGGGCUGUUUUGCUGCUUCAGGACCUGGAAGACUUGCUGUGAUUAAAUGGAACCAUGAAUUCUGCCAUGUACUAAAAAAAAUCCUGAAGGAGAAUGUUCGGCCAUCUGUUGGCGACCUCAAGCUGAAACAAACUUGGGCUCUGCAGCGAGACAAUGAUCUAAAACACACCAGCAAGUCCACCAAAAAAACAAAAUGAAGACUUCGGAGUGGCCUAGUCAAAGUCCUGACCUGAACCCUAUUGAGAUGCUGUGGCAUGACCUUAAAAAGGCGCUUGGUGUUGGAAAACCCUCCGAUGUGGCUGAAUUACAACAAUUCUGCAAAGAUGAUUGGGCCAAAAUUCCUCCACAGCGCUGGAAGAGACUCAUUGCAAGUUAUCACAAACCCACAUUUUAACACGAGGCAGUCACUUUUUCACACAGGGCCAUGUGGGGUUGGAUUUUUGUCUCCCUUCAUAAUAAAAGGUUUCAUUUAAAAACUGCAUUUUGUGUUCAGGUGUAUUGUCAUUGACUAAUAUUUCAAUAUGUUUGAUGAAACAUUUACCUACAUGUGACAAACAUGCAAAAAAUAAAAAUAAAAUAAAAUCCACACCACUGUAUAUACUGUACACACUCUCUCAAAUGACCAAAUAUUGCAUUAUGCAUUUUUCGCUGCACUGCAAAAAAAAAAAAAAAAUCAACAUCUCAUGAUAAACAUUUUCAGAGAAGUUGUUAAUGUGUGUCGCUACUUGUGAGUUUGUCGUCAGUCAACGACGUGGGAAGCUUCGGCUACACUUUUCCCGAGUGUGUCGGAUGUUUCCGCCUCUAUUGCUGCUUCCAACUGUCGCAGGGGCGGACAUUACUCAGUAAAUACUAUAUUUUUAUAAAUACUGUAAUUAUAAAGGUUGGUUUACAGUUUUGCAUUCACUCUCACAUUGUCCGUCUGUGUUACAUUGUGCUGUGCUGUUUUCUACACGCUAAAGAGCUAACCACACCCACUCUGGAAAAUGCUGCUACGGCGGCUUACUUAAUGUUUAGUUAGAUUAACUGUUUUUUUUUAUUAUUGUUCUUAUUCUUUUGUGUGUGUGUGUGUGUGCGUGUGUGGGGUUUUCUUUUUGUUUUGUUUUUUAAAUAUGUACAGGUCUUGGACAGUUUUAGAGUCAUAUAUUUUUCAUGUUCAUGGUAUGUGGUUGUAAUGUUGGUGCAGGUCAAUGCGAAAAGUAAAACAGGAUAUGGGAAGUAUCGUCCUCAGAAUCAUGUGCAAAGGAUCCUACAGUGUUAAUCUAUGGCCGCAUGCUGCUUGAUUUUAGUGUGUGUUUGUGUAUGUGCACAAGAAAGAGACGGGGUGCGGGGGGAAAAAGGUUCAUCGUCGGCGUGGUUGUUAAAAAAGUGGUUUUGCGUAUAUAAAAACUAAGCGUGUGUGUUAAGGUUUGUAUGCACGUGUGGUGCGCGUGCGUAUGCCGUGUGUGUUUGUGUACUGAAUCAGUACUUGCGUUCAGCAUGCCGCCCGAGCUGAAUAUUACUUUUUUUUUCACAUGUUGAAGAUGUAAAGUAUAUAUAUACACACACACACACACACACAUAUAUAUAUACAUAUAUAUAUAUGGUGAAAACCUCAAUAUUGAUUUUGUUCUUCUAUAUUGCUGGAUUCUGCCCUGGGAGUGCAUAAUCGUGUCUUGUCCCAUGACGUCAUUCCACACAUUCAACAUGACUGCUGCAAAGACUGGACACAGUGAUGGCAAGACACUUCAAUAAAGAAAAAAAUCUAUAUCUGUAAUGCACUUUGUCUUACUUUGUAUGACUUAUUUACUGUUAACACACAAUGCUAAUGGUGUUUUUAAACCCCCGUGGUUAACAAUAA
This is a messenger RNA of Dunckerocampus dactyliophorus (ringed pipefish), 4511 nucleotides long. It is a transcript of the gene usp22, whose product is annotated as ubiquitin specific peptidase 22. The transcript is spliced from 11 exons. The record is from RefSeq and is a predicted model, not a curated record. Gene Ontology annotation, biological process: protein deubiquitination. NCBI's taxonomy places the organism in Eukaryota, Metazoa, Chordata, Actinopteri, Syngnathiformes, Syngnathidae. The coding region runs from base 376 to 1581 and encodes 401 amino acids. Gene Ontology annotation, molecular function: zinc ion binding; cysteine-type deubiquitinase activity.